This is a messenger RNA of Girardinichthys multiradiatus, 2596 nucleotides long. Its product is annotated as prostate stem cell antigen-like. The transcript has 3 exons. Bases 221 to 604 code for a protein of 127 amino acids. The record is from RefSeq and is a predicted model, not a curated record. NCBI's taxonomy places the organism in Eukaryota, Metazoa, Chordata, Actinopteri, Cyprinodontiformes, Goodeidae.
UGGGGGAAAGCUCUGGUGGUCUGAAGACAGAAACACUGAAGGAACAACCUCUGAUCAGAUUAAUGGUAAUAUAAAAAGAAGUCAGCUAAAGUGGAGGAGAAAUCUAAUUAGGGAAUGAGUUAGAGGUCGUAUCAGAUCAAGCUGUUAGAGUUGUGGCAUCCGGGGGAAAGGUUUCCUUUAGUGCCGCUCCUGUUGGAAAACUGAGCAGAACGGUUUCAUCAUGACUCGUUUACAGCUUCUAAUUGGACUCCUGACUUGUCUUCAUUUGGCAGGAUGUUUGAGGUGUUACACCUGUGUGUUUCCAGCCAUUUCUCCUAUGGACUGCUUGAAGUACCCUCUGGAGUGUCCUGCAGGGCAGCGCUGCCUCUCCAGUGUGGCGACAGGAAGGCGAGGUGCUGUACAGCUGACGAUAUAUGAGAAGAGCUGUGCUGUUCCCACACAGUGUGGCCUGGCCGGACAGAAAUACACCUCAGGGGUUUACUUUAACUACACCAACGACUGCUGCGACACGGACCUUUGUAACGGAGCUGGGUCUGCUGCUGCCCUUACCUGGAGAGCAGCGGUGCUCUGCCUGCUGCCUACAGUCCCCUUCCUGCUGGCCUGAAAGGCCAAGGUUACCACAGAACCAUCAGAGCUCUGUCUUUUGAUGCCAUUUUAGAAGAGAACAGGUGAGAUUUUAAAGGAAAAUGUGGUUUUAGUUCAUCACAAGUGGUAACAUCAUUGUGAUAUUCAGUAAUUUCACAUAUUGCCACAGUUUGUCAUUUUGCAGCUCUGCUAGAAGAGUUUCAAGUGUGAUAAAUGUGGAAAACAUUUGUCCUGAAAGAGAUUAUUCUGAAAAAAUGCAAAGAAUGUUUAAACUGAAUGUUUUCUGACAUUCCCACUAAAAUGUGUCUUAUUCCUAAAAUCUAAGUCAAGAUUAUAGGCUGAGGAACAUAAAAGUUACCUCAUAUUCAUUUAGCAAACACUCCAAUCCCUCACGGCAUCUUUUGGAACAGCUGUUUAAAAACAGUUAUUAAAGAAAUCAGUAAAAAAAUCACUUAUAUAUGAACUCAAAUAUGUAUAAUCAUGAUGGUGAAAGGAGUUUUAAUGGAAAGCAUAAUGUUUUUAUGCUUUUAGUGGUGCUAAAGAUGAUCUGUUUUUUUGUUAAACUGAACUUGUUUUCAAAAGUUUUUGUAUGUAAAGUUUUGUCCUGUUAAGAGAUGUAAAAGUCUUACUUCUGUUAGUUAUUUGGUGCAUGAUUUUAUAGAGCCUGGCAGGUUUUAAAAUAAGUGCACAAAGUAUAAAACACGUGUUCUUCGGUUUAGCUAAUCUUUCCAUAAAUGUACAAUACGUUUUCUUAAUUCGGUUUACCUGUAAGCAAAUAUUUACAAAUGGCUGCGAUUCAUAUCGCCCCUUCAUACCUGCAUUUCAUAACCAUCUGUUGCCAUUUUGCCCCAUUUUAUACCCCUAAACAAAACACUUUCUACUCAUGUACUAAACUAUUUAGCAUCAAUUUAUUUCUCUUGGUAUUGAAUUAUUUUCAUAAAUUAUGGAGAUAAAUAACAAAUACAAAAAAUUUAAAUAGUCUUAUUUGAAAUUAUAUAAUUCUUCUAAUAAAUACUUUAAUUGGACCUAAUUAAACCCAAAUAACUCUAAGCGACCUCCUCCUUUAGUCAUUUGAUUGGACUAUGAGUAUGGAAAAUUAAAUUAAACCUUUUGUUGGUCUGAAAUACCCACUAGAUGGGUAGGAAUUCAGGAUGAUCAGUAGAAAUCUCCUUUGGCAGACAGAUCAUUUCCAUACUAGAAAAACUCAGGUAAGAAAGAAAAAAAUUUACAAAAUGGCAAAGGGGCAAAACAAAUAUUCUCUUUGAGAGAAAUCCAUCGUCAUUUACCAAGUCAAGUCAGGUUUAUUUAUGUAGCGCUUGUCAGCAACAAGACACUCAAGGCGCUGUACAUAAGGAAAAACAUUACAAUGAUACAGAAAAUCAAACAACAGAGGUCAUUAAAAAUAUAAAGAGAAUAGAAUGAUGGAUAAGAAAACAAAAGGAAAAUUGGACUGAAAACUUAACUAAUAAUGUUUAGAGGGCCCAGUCAAACAAAUAAGUUUUUAAUCUUGAUUCAAAGCAACUUAUGGUUUCAAAGCUUUUAUAGUUUUCUGGGAGUUUAUUCCAGAUUAGUGGAGCUUAAGACCUAAAAGCUGCUUCUCCAUGUUUGGUUCUGGUUCUGCAGAGUAGAUUUGAGCCAGAAGACCUGAGAGGUCUGGGUGGUUGAUCCACUGAUAACAAGUCAGUAAUGUAUUUUGAUGCUAAGCCAUUCAGUGAUUUAUAGACAGAAGUAUUUUAAAGUCUAUUCUCCGAGCUACAGGGAGCCAGUGUAAGGACUCUAGAACCGGGGUGAUGUGCAGCUUGUACUACGAUUAACUCUUUUGAGUUUAAUAAAAUCAGCUAAAGGUUAGAGAUACAGACUUCAAUGCAUAAAUAAGAGUAACCUUGUAAUUCCUUCAUUUUCUGUUGGAUUCAGAACUGUUACCUCCAGUCAUAUUCAAUACAUUAGAAAAUGCGUUCUCAUGAGGCUCGUUUGUCAGAUUAAAAUCACCUUUCUAAACUAACAACCUUUA